AUGUCAUUUCAAAUCACAAAUAAGCACUUCAGAGGUCACUCACUCGACAUUCUUUUGGGUAUGUCUUUCUUCUCUUUUUCCUUCGAUGUUCGCGUUCAUUUUUCUUCUUGUUUGUUUCCAGCCUCUUAUGAUGCCUGCAUAAAAGAUGCGGUUCGUAAAACCAAUAAGAGGAACCUGCAAGAAGAGAGUGAUGCGCUGCUUAAGCAACCCCGGCAUAAAAAAAAAAAGGAAGCGGAGCCCUUCUUUUACCCUCCGCUCAAAUUGAAGACCUCAGAGGAUAGCCACGUAGCCAGCAAUUCCGGCACUUCCAGCAACUCCGGCAAUUCUGGUGGCACUGACCCCACCUCAAUGUGCCCUUGUCCGGGGAGGUAUCACGUUUGUUACUAUAAGGAAGUGAAUGACACAAACCCAAUGGGAAAAUAUUUCUGUCUGCUGUCCAAACAUCAAGAGGCUCAGAAAACUGAGCGAAAGCUAGCCAAUAAAGCUGUUAUGAGCAAACUAGAAGAGAUUGAAUCCAUGUUUAAGGAGGCGCUGGCAAAGCAACAACAACAACAAUUGGUUAUCCAGCAAAGUGCAGCGAAUGUUUCAAAACCUCCAGCAGCGGAAGUCCCUCCGGACCCCGAAGUGUUAUCGAAAGUGAUAGACUUGACCAACAACUUCCCGAUAACAAACGAUGAUGACCUUGAGGAUGUAAACAAUCUUCUUAAAGAAAAUGAACUUGUGGUAAAGUUACUG
Molecule: messenger RNA, 735 nt
Organism: Bemisia tabaci
Lineage: Eukaryota; Metazoa; Arthropoda; Insecta; Hemiptera; Aleyrodidae
Source: RefSeq, a predicted model, not a curated record